AUGGAUCCCAAGAAAAAUAAAGUCUUGGCUAAACUAAAAGAGAAAGCCAAACCCCUGUUUAAUGUUAAAAAAGGGAAGAAGGUCAAGAAGACUCCUUUGAAACACAGGAGGAGCAUCUCGGUACCGGACCUUCGAUGCACAAAGUCUACGUCAUCUAUAAUAGACUCUGCUGUCGACUCCUCAGACAAUGACUCUUUGACUGGCCCUGUUUAUUCACUUGGCCCUGAUGAAGAAAGAAGUGAAACCCACAGUGUGACUUAUUCUGACGUUGGCACUGAUACACCUUACUCUGCAAAGUCCUACAAACCAUUUACUCCCCCAGACACAUCAAACUCAGCCCUAGGCAAUAUUCAGGACAAUACUUCAUUUUCAGACCCACAAUCUGUAAGCAUCUUCUCCACAUCAGAUAGGCCAAUGUUUACUGAUCCCGUCAUCACUAGGGAUAGGCCUGAUAAACGCAUAGCAGAGAGGGAUAGAACCACCACAUGGUAUUUGGAGGACACCGAGUCGACAUGUAGCACACCGUUUGAGGAACGCGCCUUCUGGUCUCCUGAGCAGGACCAAACUUUCACGCCAGUUUCCACAGACAUGUUCAUCAUUGGAUCAGCUGAGAACAUGAAUGAAGGUCCCAAUGAGACCAAUGACUUUGACACCAGUUCUACAGGAAGGGAGACUCAGGCAGUUCCAGCAGGUCAGAAAGUCCAGUAUCUCCUCAACAUUACCUUAAAGGAGGGAAGGAAUCUGGUCGUCAGAGAUCGCAGUGGUACCAGUGACCCGUAUGUCAAAUUCAGAAUAGGUGGCAAGACCAUCUACAAAAGCAAGGUUGUGUACAAGAACCUCAAUCCUGCAUGGAACGAGAGUUUCUCCUUUCUGGUCAGGGACCUGGAGCAGAAGGUCUUUGUGAAGGUUUAUGACCGUGACCUAAGAUCUCGGGACUUUAUGGGCUCGAAUGCCAUCCACCUAAGUAACCUGGAGCUGGACAAAACAACUGAGAUGAUUUUAGAAUUGGAAGACCCUGGAAGCCUGGAAGAUGACAUGGGUGUAAUUACCUUGGACGCCUGUGUGUCCAUCUUUGAGGGACCCACGAAAAAGAAUAAAUGGCAACUGAAGAGAAAAGGAAGCUUCAAUAAGGGUCAGCUCCGGGCAGCCGCCGUGCAGAAGAGCCAAGUGUGGAAUGGAUUGUAUACUGUGGUGCUCGUGGAGGGGCGCGAAAUGCCCGAGGGCGGCCAGGGCGAUAUCUUUGUCCGCUUCAGACUGGGCGAGCAGAGGUUCCGAAGCAAGAAUCUGUGCAUUAAGGCUAAUCCACAGUGGAGGGAGAAGUUCGAGUUCAACCGUUUCGAGGAUGGCCAGCCAGAUAUGCUGGUGUUUGAGGUGCUAUGCAAGAAAGGCCGAAAGUGUGAGGAGUGCUGGGGAAUGCAUGAAGUUGACAUUUCUCAGCUGCCAGCAAACCAAACACAUUCGUACAGCUUUGCUACAGUAAAGGGUCAGGUGAUGUUUCUGGUCACACCAACUCUCUGCUCUGGCGUCUCUGUCUUGGACCUGAGCGCUGCUCCGUUAGACAAUUCUUCCGACUAUGAAAACAUCCUGGAACAAUAUAGUCUGAGGAACACACUGAAGAAUCUACAGGAGGUCGGGUAUCUCCAGGUCAAGGUUUUCAAAGCUACAGACCUUUCAUCAACAGAUUUAAAUGGUAAAAGUGAUCCUUUCUGUGUGCUGGAGCUUGGCAACAGCAAACUACAAACCCACACCAUCUACAAGACCAUUCACCCAGAGUGGAAGGCAACAUUUACACUCCCAAUUAAGGACAUCCAUGAUGUCUUGUUGGUGAGUGUUUUUGGAGAAGAUGGAGACAAAGCACCAGACUUUCUAGGAAAAGUUGCUUUACCUUUGCUGACAGUUUGCAAUGGGCAGCAAGUAACCAGUGCUCUAAAGAAACGUGAUUUAGCUGGGCCGGCUAAAGGAAGCAUCACACUGGAAAUGAACAUUUUAUACAACACGGUUAGAGCUGCUGUUAAAACCUUCCAUCCCACAGAAACAAAGCCUGAAGAGGACAACCCUAAAUUUAAUAAAAAGCUGUUAGCACGCAACAUUUACCGUGUGAAGAGGCUCAGCAUGGCCAUUCUGUAUACUCUGCAGUACAUUAAGAGCUGCUUCCAGUGGGAGAACACUCAGAGGAGCAUCAUUGCUUUUCUGACCUUCAUGGUGACGGUGUGGCACUUUGAGGCAUUCAUGCUGCCUCUUUUCCUCCUGCUGCUCAUCGGCUGGAACUACUUCCACAUCACGCCAGGCGUGGGCAGCCACAGUCAGGACAUGGAGAACAUGUCCACAGCUGAGGACGAAGACGAGGAUGAAAAGGAAGCAGAGAAAAGAGGACUGAUGGAGAAAAUCCAUAUGGUUCAAGAAAUUGUGCUCACCGUCCAGACCUAUCUAGAUGAAGCAGCGUGUAUCGGAGAAAGAAUUAAGAACACAUUCAACUGGUCAAUUCCAUUCUUGUCCAUCCUGGCCUGUGUGGUUCUGUUCACCGCUGCUCUUGCACUCUACUUCAUCCCCUUGCGUUACUUUGUCUUGCUGUGGGGUGUUAACAAAUUCACAAAGAAGCUUCGCAACCCACACGCCAUCGACAGUAAUGAGUUACUGAAUUUUCUUAAAAGAGUGCCUUCUGAUGUUCAAAAGGUGCAGUAUAGUGAGCUGAAAGCAACUGGCAACCAGAGCGGGCAGAAGAAGAAGCGUUAG
Molecule: messenger RNA, 2733 nt
Organism: Trichomycterus rosablanca
Lineage: Eukaryota; Metazoa; Chordata; Actinopteri; Siluriformes; Trichomycteridae
Gene: mctp2a
Product: multiple C2 domains, transmembrane 2a
Exons: 22
Coding region: 1-2733 (910 amino acids)
Biological process (GO): regulation of neurotransmitter secretion
Cellular component (GO): synaptic vesicle membrane
Molecular function (GO): calcium ion binding
Source: RefSeq, a predicted model, not a curated record